GUGCUGGAGGUCCGUGUUUACAGCUUGCUCGCACUCUCCACCCGGCGGACGGCGGCGAGCGCGCUCACUCUUUUCUCGCAAGUCAUCUUUGGGUGCCACCGGAGCCGAGGACGUCCCCGCCACCCCUCCAUCGGUACCGCCUCGGCAGGGCUGUAGGAGCCGGUCUUCGCCAUCAUGUGCGACUGUUUCCACCUGGCCUUCCCGAACUGGCACGCCGCUCCUUCAGGGACAGGAACUCGCCGCAGGCUGAGAGGACCAGAACUCCCCUCAGAGGACCAUUCAGCAUGUGACGAGCCAUCACAUUUCAACGAGGGAGAGAGACCGCGCCCUCAAGGAUCGUCUCCUGUUGAAGAACAUCCAGAAAAUGAGAAAUACAGCGACAGUGACAAAGAGUGUGAGCAUGAGCCACACCAGAAGGGAGGGAGAGGAAAGAAGACUAAAAAGUCUGGCUUUGGGUGUGGAUUUGACCGCCGCUCAACACCAAAGAUGAGCAAACUGAAGGAAGCGUACAGCCCAGAGUCGGGAGUGAUAGUGAAAACAGCUAAUGAUGGUUGUGCGGAAGGUCUUGUCUAUGGCGGGGGAGGAAAAGAAGGAAUCUUCAUUAAGGAAGUAGUACCAGAGUCACCUGCCUAUAAAAAUCUACAAUUGAAAGAAGGUGAUCAGAUUCUGAGCGCCACCGUUUAUUUUGACAAUGUGUCAUAUCAGGACGCCAUUCAGAUAAUGGAGCAUGCUCAAGGUUACAAAAUGAAGCUCUGCUUAAAGAGGAAACCAGACAUCACCGACACUGAACCCACGGCUGAAUGUGACAUCAUCCCUGAGGAUGAAACCUUUACUCCAGAGAUGAGAGAGCAUGGGAAAACCAGAAGGCGAGGUGAUGCUCGUAUUUCUUGGCCCAAAUUUCCUUCUUUAGGGAGAGGACGAAAAUCCCGCUUUGCAAGAUCUCACAGUUCGUCAGAGGCUGACGAGCAGAGAAAGUUGGAGUUGAGUCCCACAACCAGCGACACAGAGUCCCCAAUAAAAUCUCAGGAGGCCCUUAAAAGCAAAAAACGGCAUAAGAUGAAGCUUCCAUCUCUAACAAAGAGAGGUCGCAUUAGUUCAUCAGAAGAGCAGGACACGGACGCACCAACAGUAACUGAAAGUCACCAAGCACAAGAUGAUGUAAAACUGGUUUCACCGGAAAGCCUUCAAAGCCCUUUGGGAGGAAGACCUAAAGUCCAUGGGACAGAGGAUUUGACUCUGACAGAAGACUGCGAAGAACGAAAAUUGUCUAAACCACAAACUGUUCAACACAAGGUGGAGCUCUUUGCUAUAGACAGCACUUUGAAAACAACAGAUAUAACAAUGGCUGUGGCAGGUCAAGAUAGCCCGUCUGGACCCCAGUCUCCGGACGGUAAGAAGAAAAAGAAAGAAAGAUCAGAAUUUAAAACAAAAAUGUUAGGGAAGGACAAAUCACAAAAGAAGGAGACAAAAGCAAAAUCACCCAAAAGGCUAAAAACACUUGGUGCAAGUUUAGAAAGACCAGAUAAAGCCAUUGUUAAGGGGGAAUUGCCAGAUGAAGUGGCCAAUAUUCAAAUAAUUACCAGUGAGAGGAUUGAAGAAACAUCACCUCUCAAAAUCAAAGGAAAAACUAAUAAAAGAACAGUCCUUCCGAAGCGUGAAGACAUUGAGAUUCCCGGUAUGGAGGCUGUGUUGAUAAGGACCAAAGCCAAAGGACCUCAUGAAGAGACCCCAGAAAUUGUCCAACUGUCAAUUGAUGUGGACAGAGUAAAAGAGGCAGUUUCAAAGUUGCCUGGAUAUAAACUGCCAAAGGUUGAUAUGUGUGGAGUACCUAUCCCUGAAGAAAUUACUGUCAUUGAUGCAAAUGCACAAAGAAUAUCAGUAAAAACCCCCACAAAAGUUGCUGACAGCAAAACAAAACAGGAGGCACCAAUCAGUAAGUUGGAGGUCACUCCUUCUCAAGAACUAUCCACGGAUUCAUACACACUACCAAAGACCAAACUGGGUGAUUUAACAUCAGAAGAAGUCCUAAGUGUGACAACGGUGGACCAAAGCGACACACAAAGCUCAAAAGAUUCUGACAAGAAAUCAAAGACAGCAAAAAUAGUAUUGCCAAGCAUUGGGUUUUCAAAGUCUGACUUUAGAAUUCCUGAAAUUGGAAUGUAUUUGCCAAAACCAAAUAUUUCUGGCCAAAAUGGUGACAAGGUUAAAGAAGAAAAAACUGUUUUCCUACAAGAAAAGUUGUUCAAAACUGCGGUAAGUGAAGACAGCAUACUAAGUUGGGAGACCAAAGCAGAUGUCAAAAAGCAAGAAGCUGAAACCUCUGCUGCAGAACUUUCAGGUGAACUUGGAGACACUGGUGAGGGUUUUGCAUACAUUGAUUCAGUUGACUCACCAGUCGAGAAAGAUCUUGAAGAAAAAGGAAAGCCAUUUAAAAUGCUAAAAUUUGAAAUAUCCCUGCCAAAAUUAAGAAGCCCUGAAAUUGAAUUAGGCUUGUCAAAGAAAGAAGUCAAAUCACCUGAUGCUAAAUCUGCAUACACAAAUAUUCCAGAAGAGAAGUCGUUAGUUGGCAUUGCAGGGUCGCCGUUAGAAAGUGAAGUGGAAGUAAAAGGAAGGCAGUUUAAAAUGCCUAAUCUUGAUUUCACAAUGCCUGAAAUCACUGGGCCACAAAUCAAUGUUGGCUUUCUCAAGAAAAAUGUGUAUGUGAAAGCGCCAGAAUCUGAAUCUCAGGCUGCAAGUCUUGAAACAGCACAUGCAUCACCACUGCAAGACAAAAAACCUGAACCAGAAAUGUUACACCCUUAUUCCGGUGUUGAACAAGAAAGCAAAGUUGAGCUUUCAACUUUGAAUGUAAAAGGCCCUGAUAUUAACUUAUGCUUUGCUGACGAAGGUGAAUAUGCCACUAUUGCAGAGCCCAAGCUCAUAGUUAAGCUCCCUGAUGUGAAUCUUGAAAAAGCAUCCGUUUUAAUUCAGGAGGAAAAUCCUGACACCAGUGAGGCUAAAGCUGACGCUCAAGUGAAACUUCGAGCAGCGCCAUCGACUCCGAUGAAAAUUAAACCACCCGAAUAUGAAGCAGAAUAUGACGAACAAGGAAUAAAGUUCAAAAUGCCGAAGUUAGGAAUAAAAAUGCCAAAAAUUAAACAUCCAGAAACUGAAAUUGAACCCAAGAAAAAAUUAAAUGAUUUGAGUCUUAAAUCAAGUGUUAAGAUCAAGCACCCAGAUGUACUUGAAGCUGAACUUGGAAAAGUGAAUAUCCGCAUUUCAGAGGCAAAAGUAAAAGUUCAAGAACCCGAACUAGAGCUUAAACCUUUGUAUAAGGAAGGUGGACUUGAAGGAAAAGGAAGCAAAUUCAAAAUGCCAAAAUUUGAAGUCUCAAUGCCAAAACUAAAGGCACCGGAAAUUGAUCUAAAUAUCACAAACAAAGAUAUGACUGCACCAGGUAAAAAAGCUGAAAUAAAACUUCCUGAUGCGGAACUAAAAGAGACUAUUAAAGACAAUGUUCACCUUCAUCAAGUUAAAUUAAAACAAUCCUCAGGCACAAUAGACAUAAAAGAUUACGAAACUAACAUUGAACCAAGUAAUCUUGAGGGUUCACCGUCAAAAUUUAAACUCCCAACAUUUAAAAUACCCAAACUCGGUGUGGCCUUGCCAGACGUCAGUGUUGGAGUACAUGAUACGAACAAAGACAUGAAGGUGGAUGAAGACGAUGUAAAAUCAAAAGAAUUAAAUAUUGAAGCCACACUACCUGAGGCUGCUAUUGACUUUGAUGUCAAAAUGAAAAGGUCCAAAUUUUCAUACCCCAAAUUCUCAUUUGCAAAGCAAAGUAACAAAGAAUCGGAAGUUGAUAUUGAUCUCCCAGACGUUGAUAUUUGUAUUCCAGAGGAAAGUUUGGAGAAAAGACACCCACAACUGGAAAUUUACCCACCAAAAGCUGAUGUCAAAAUAGGUGGCCAAGAGGGCAUGUUUAAAAUGCCAAAGUUUGAAAUUUCAAUGCCAAAAAUUAAAAGUCCUGACAUUGAUAUAAGCUUAUCAAAGAAAGAUGUAGACAUUACACUCCCAGAAACUGAAGUUGAACUCAAAGAUAUUGAAAUUAAACCACCAUCAGCUAAAGUGGAUAUUGAAGCGCCUGAGAUUGAUGUUCCUGAAGUGGAAAUCGAAGCUCCUAAGAUUGAAUUUCAACCAGGGGAUGUUGAAGUAUCUCCAUCAAAAUUUAAACGGCCAACAAUGAAAUUACCAAAAUUCUCAUUUAGAAAACAAAGUAGUCAAGAAUCAGACAAUGAUGUUCGUGCCCCAGAUUUAGAGAUCACGCAACCACAAGUGGAGUUUCACCCACCAGAAGUUGAUUUCAAAGUAAGUGGCCAGGAGAGCAAGUUUAAAAUGCCAAAGUUUGGCAUUUCCAUUCCAAAGAUAAAAAGUCCUGAUAUUGAUAUAAGUUUAUCACAAAAAGAUGGCAAUAUCACACUCCCAGAAGCCAAAGUUGACCUAAGACAUACGGAAAUUGAAUUACCAUCAGCUAAAGUGGAUAUUGAAGUGCCUGAUAUUGACGUUCCUGAGGUAGAAAUUGAAGCUCCUAAGAUUGAAGUUCAAACAGGUGGUGUUGAAGUGUCUCCAUCAAAAUUUAAACUGCCAACAAUGAAACUACCCAAAUUUGCAUUUAGAAAGCAAAGUAGCAAAGAGUCUGAUGUUGACAUUGGUCUCCCAGAUGUUGACGUUUCUAUUCCAGAAGGAAGUUUGGAGAUCACGAAACCACAAGUGGAGUUUCACCCACCAGAAGUUGAUGUCAAAAUAAGUGGCCAGGAGAGCAAAUUUAAAAUGCCAAAGUUUGGCAUUUCCAUACCAAAAAUAAAAAGUCCUGACAUUGAUAUAAGUUCAUCAAAGAAAUAUGGUGAUAUCACACUCCCAGAAGCUAAAGUUGACCUAAAAGAUACGGAAAUUGAACUACCAUCAGCUAAAGUAGAUAUUAAAGUGCCUGACAUUGAUGUUCCUGAAGUGGAAAUCAAAGCUCCUAAAAUUGAAAUUGAACCAAGGGAUGCUGAAGUAUCUCCAUCAAAAUUUAAACUGCCAACAAUGAAAUUACCAAAAUUCUCAUUUAGAAAGCAAAGUAGCCAAGAGUCAGACGUCGAUGUUGGUGCCCCAAAUGUUGAUAUUCCUAUUGCAGAAAGAAGUUUGGAGAUCACUCAACCACAACUGGAGUUUCGCCCACCAGAAGUUGAUGUCAAAAUAGGUGGCCAGGAGAGCAAGUUUAAAAUGCCAAAGUUCGGUAUCUCUAUGCCAAAAAUAAAAAGUCCUGACAUUGACAUAAGUUGGUCAAAGACGGAUAGAGAUAUUACAUUCCCAGAAGCUCAAGUCGCAGAUAUUGACAUUAAACUACCAUCAGUCAAAGUUGAUAUUGAAACGACUAAUGUUGAAGUUCAACCAGUUGAUGUUGAAGGAUCUCCAUCAAAAUUCAAACUUCCAACAAUGAAAUUACCCAAAUUGUCAUUUGGACAGCAAAGUACCAAGGAAUCAGACGUUGACAUUGGUCUCCCAGAUGUUGAUGUUUCUAUUCCAGAAGGAAGUUUGGAGAUCACGCAACCACAAAUAGAGUUUCACCCACCAGAAGUUGAUGUCAAAAUAAGUGGCCAGGAGAGCAAGUUCAAAAUGCCAAAUUUUGGAAUUUCAAUUCCAAAGAUAAAAAGUCCUGAUAUUGAUAUAAGUUUAUCAAAGAAAGAUGGCCAUAUCACAUUCCCAGAAGCUAAAGUUGAACUAAGAGAUACGGAAAUUGAAUUACCAUCAGCUAAAAUGGAUAUUAAAGCGCCUGAGAUUGACGUUCCUAAAGUGGAAAUUGAAGCCCCUAAGACUGAAGUUCAACCAGGGGGUGUUGAAAUAUCUCCAUCAAAAUUCAAACUGCCAACAAUGAAAUUACCCAAAUUCUCAUUUAGAAAGCAAAGUAGCCAAGAGACAGAUGUUGAGGUGGGUCUCCCUGAUGUUGACGUUUCUAUUCCAGAAGGAGGUUUGGAGAUGACUCAACCACAAGGGGAAUUUCAUCCACCAGAAGUUGAUGUCAAUAUAAGUGGCCAGGAGAGCAAGUUUAAAAUGCCAAAGUUUGGCAUUUCCAUUCCAAAAAUAAAAAGUCCUGACAUUGACAUAAGUUUAUCAAAGAAAUAUGGCGAUAUCACACUCCCAGAAGCUAAAAUUGACCUAAAAGAUAAAGAAGUUAAACUACCAUCAGCUAAAGUUGAAAUUGAAGCGCCUGAGGUUGAUGUUCCUGAAGUGGAAAUUGAAGCUCCUAAGAUUGAAGUUAAAUCAGGGAGUGUUGAAAUAUCUCCAUCAAAAUUCAAACUGCCAACAAUGAAAUUACCCAAAUUCUCAUUUAGAAAGCAAAGUAGCCAAGAGACAGACGUUGAGGUUAUACUCCCAGAUGUUGAUGUUUCUGUUCCAGAAGGAAGUCUGGAGAUCACACAACCAAAUGUGGAGUUUCAACCACCAGAAGUUGAUGUCAAAAUAGGUGACCAGGAGAGCAGGUUUAAAAUGCCAAAGUUUGGCAUUUCCAUUCCAAAAAUAAAAAGUCCCGACAUUGAUAUAGGUUUAUCAAAGAAAGAUGGCCAUAUCACACUCCCAGAAGCUAAAGUUGACCUAAGAGAUACGGAAAUUGAAUUACCAUCAGCUAAAGUGGAUAUUGAAGCGCCUGAGAUUGACGUUCCUGAAGUGGAAAUUGAACCUCCUAAGAGUGAAGUUCAACCAGGGGGUGUUGAAGUAUCUCCAUCAAAAUUCAAACUGCCAACAAUGAAACUACCCAAAUUUUCAUUUAGAAAGCAAAGUAGCCAAGAGACAGAUGUUGAGGUUGGUCUCCCGGAUGUUGAUGUUUCUAUUCCAGAAGGAAGUUUGGAGAUGACUCAACCACAAGUGGAAUUUCCACCACCAGAAGGUGAUGUCAGUAUAAGUGGCCAGGAGAGCAAGUUUAAAAUGCCAAAGUUUGGCAUUUCUAUGCCAAAAAUAAAAAGUCCUGACAUUGACAUAAGUUGGUCAAAGACGGAUAGAGAUAUUACAUUCCCAGAAGCUGAAGUCCCUGAUAUCGACAUUAAACUACCAUCAGCCAAAAUUGAUAUUGAAGCGACUAAUAUUGAAGUUCAACCAGGUGAUGUUGAAGGAUCUCCAUCAAAAUUCAAACUGCCAACGAUGAAAUUACCAAAAUUGUCAUUUGGAAAGCAAAGUAGCAAAGAAUUUGACAUUGACGUUGGUCUCCCAGAUGUUGAUGUUACUAUUCCGGAAGGAAGUUUGGAGAUCACGCAACCACAAAUGGAGUUUCACCCACCAGAAGUUGAUGUCAAAAUAAGUGGCAGGGAGAGCAAGUUUAAAAUGCCAAAGUUUGGCAUUUCUAUUCCAAAGAUAAAAAGUCCUGAUAUUGAUAUAAGUUUAUCUAAGAAAGAUGGCCAUAUAACAUUCCCAGAAGCUAAAGUUGACCUAAGGGAUACGGAAAUUGAAUUACCAUCAGCCAAAGUGGAUAUUGAAGCGCCUGAGAUUGACGUUCCUGAAGUGGAAAUUGAAGCUCCUAAGAUUGAAGUUAAACCAGGGAGUGUUGAAGUAUCUCCAUCAAAAUUCAAACUGCCAACAAUGAAAUUACCCAAAUUCUCAUUUAGAAAGCAAAGUAGCCAAGAGACAGAUGUUGAAGUUGGUCUCCCAGAUGUUGAUGUUUCUGUUCCAGAAGGAAGUCUGGAGAUCACACAACCAAAUGUGGAGUUUCAACCACCAGAAGUUGAUGUCAAAAUAGGUGACCAGGAGAGCAAGUUUAAAAUGCCAAAGUUUGGCAUUUCCAUUCCAAAAAUAAAAAGUCCCGACAUUGAUAUAGGUUUAUCAAAGAAAGAUGGCCAUAUCACAUUCCCAGAAGCUAAAGUUGACCUAAGAGAUAAGGAAAUUGAAUUACCAUCAGCUAAAGUGGAUAUUGAAGCGCCUGAGAUUGAUGUUCCUGAAGUGGAAAUUGAAGCUCCUAAGAUUGAAGUUCAAACAGGGGGUGUUGAAGUAUCUCCAUCAAAAUUCAAACUGCCAACAAUGAAACUACCCAAAUUUUCAUUUAGAAAGCAAAGUAGCCAAGAGACAGAUGUUGAAGUUGGUCUCCCGGAUGUUGAUGUUUCUAUUCCAGAAGGAAGUUUGGAGAUCACUCAACCACAAGUGGAAUUUCCACCACCAGAUGGUGAUGUCGAUAUAAGUGGCCAGGAGAGCAAGUUUAAAAUGCCAAAGUUUGGCAUUUCUAUGCCAAAAAUAAAAAGUCCUGACAUUGACAUAAGUUGGUCAAAGACGGAUAGAGAUAUUACAUUCCCAGUAGCUGAAGUCCCUGAUAUCGACAUUAAACUACCAUCAGCCAAAAUUGAUAUUGAAGCGACUAAUAUUGAAGUUCAACCAGGUGAUGUUGAAGGAUCUCCAUCAAAAUUCAAACUGCCAACGAUGAAAUUACCAAAAUUGUCAUUUGGAAAGCAAAGUAGCAAAGAAUUUGACAUUGACGUUGGUCUCCCAGAUGUUGAUGUUACUAUUCCGGAAGGAAGUUUGGAGAUCACGCAACCACAAAUGGAGUUUCACCCACCAGAAGUUGAUGUCAAAAUAAGUGGCAGGGAGAGCAAGUUUAAAAUGCCAAAGUUUGGUAUUUCUAUUCCAAAGAUAAAAAGUCCUGAUAUUGAUAUAAGUUUAUCUAAGAAAGAUGGCCAUAUAACAUUCCCAGAAGCUAAAGUUGACCUAAGGGAUACGGAAAUUGAAUUACCAUCAGCUAAAGUGGAUAUUGAAGCGCCUGAGAUUGACGUUCCUGAAGUAGAAAUUGAAGCUCCUAAGAUUGAAGUUAAACCAGGGAGUGUUGAAGUAUCUCCAUCAAAAUUCAAACUGCCAACAAUGAAAUUACCCAAAUUCUCAUUUAGAAAGCAAAGUAGCCAAGAGACAGACGUUGAGGUUAUACUCCCAGAUGUUGAUGUUUCUGUUCCAGAAGGAAGUCUGGAGAUCACACAACCCAAUGUUGAGUUUCAACCACCAGAAGUUGAUGUCAAAAUAGGUGACCAGGAGAGCAGGUUUAAAAUGCCAAAGUUUGGCAUUUCCAUUCCAAAAAUAAAAAGUCCCGACAUUGAUAUAGGUUUAUCAAAGAAAGAUGGCCAUAUCACAUUCCCAGAAGCUAAAGUUGACCUAAGAGAUACGGAAAUUGAAUUACCAUCAGCUAAAGUGGAUAUUGAAGCGCCUGAGAUUGACGUUCCUGAAGUGGAAAUUGAAGCUCCUAAGAUUGAAGUUCAACCAGGGGGUGUUGAAGUAUCUCCAUCAAAAUUCAAACUGCCAACAAUGAAACUACCCAAAUUUUCAUUUAGAAAGCAAAGUAGCCAAGAGACAGAUGUUGAAGUUGGUCUCCCGGAUGUUGAUGUUUCUAUUCCAGAAGGAAGUUUGGAGAUCACUCAACCACAAGUGGAAUUUUCACCACCCGAUGGUGAUGUCGAUAUAAGUGGCCAGGAGAGCAAGUUUAAAAUGCCAAAGUUUGGCAUUUCUAUGCCAAAAAUAAAAAGUCCUGACAUUGACAUAAGUUGGUCAAAGACGGAUAGAGAUAUUACAUUCCCAGAAGCUGAAGUCCCUGAUAUCGACAUUAAACUACCAUCAGCCAAAAUUGAUAUUGAAGCGACUAAUAUUGAAGUUCAACCAGGUGAUGUUGAAGGAUCUCCAUCAAAAUUCAAACUGUCAACCAUGAAAUUACCAAAAUUGUCAUUUGGAAAGCAAAGUAGCAAAGAAUUUGACGUUGACGUUGGUCUCCCAGAUGUUGAUGUUACCAUUCCAGAAGGAAGUUUGGAGAUCACGCAACCACAAAUGGAGUUCCACCCACCAGAAGUUGAUGUCAAAAUAAGUGGCAGGGAGAGCAAGUUUAAAAUGCCAAAGUUUGGCAUUUCUAUUCCUAAGAUAAAAAGUCCUGAUAUUGAUAUAAGUUUAUCUAAGAAAGAUGGCCAUAUCACAUUCCCAGAAGCUAAAGUUGACCUAAGGGAUACGGAAAUUGAAUUACCAUCAGCUACAGUGGAUAUUGAAGCGCCGGAGAUUGACGUUCCUGAAGUGGAAAUUGAAGCCCCUAAGAUUGAAGUUAAACCAGGGAGUGUUGAAGUAUCUCCAUCGAAAUUCAAACUGCCAACAAUGAAAUUACCCAAAUUCUCAUUUAGAAAGCAAAGUAGCCAAGAGACAGAUGUUGAGGUUGGUCUCCCGGAUGUUGAUGUUUCUAUUCCAGAAGGAAGUUUGGAGAUGACUCAACCACAAGUGGAAUUUCCACCACCAGAAGGUGAUGUCAGUAUAAGUGGCCAGGAGAGCAAGUUUAAAAUGCCAAAGUUUGGCAUUUCUAUGCCAAAAAUAAAAAGUCCUGAUAUUGACAUAAGUUGGUCAAAGACAGAUAGAGAUAUUACAUUCCCAGAAGCUGAAGUCCCUGAUAUCGACAUUAAACUACCAUCAGCCAAAAUUGAUAUUGAAGCGACUAAUAUUGAAGCUCAACCAGGUGAUGUUGAAGGAUCUCCAUCAAAAUUCAAACUGCCAACGAUGAAAUUACCAAAAUUGUCAUUUGGAAAGCAAAGUAGCAAAGAAUUUGACAUUGACGUUGGUCUCCCAGAUGUUGAUGUUACUAUUCCAGAAAGAAGUUUGGAGAUUACGCAACCACAAAUGGAGUUUCACCCACCAGAAGUUGAUGUCAAAAUAAGUGGCAGGGAGAGCAAGUUUAAAAUGCCAAAGUUUGGCAUUUCUAUUCCAAAGAUAAAAAGUCCUGAUAUUGAUAUAAGUUUAUCUAAGAAAGAUGGCCAUAUAACAUUCCCAGAAGCUAAAGUUGACCUAAGGGAUACGGAAAUUGAAUUACCAUCAGCUACAGUGGAUAUUGAAGUGCCUGAGAUUGACGUUCCUGAAGUGGAAAUUGAAGCUCCUAAGAUCGAAGUUAAAUCAGGGAGUGUUGAAGUAUCUCCAUCAAAAUUCAAACUGCCAACAAUGAAAUUACCCAAAUUCUCAUUUAGGAAGCAAAGUAGCCAAGAGACAGACGUUGAGGUUAUACUCCCAGAUGUUGAUGUUUCUGUUCCAGAAGGAAGUCUGGAGAUCACACAACCAAAUGUGGAGUUUCAACCACCAGAAGUUGAUGUCAAAAUAGGUGACCAGGAGAGCAAGUUUAAAAUGCCAAAGUUUGGCAUUUCCAUUCCAAAAAUAAAAAGUCCCGACAUUGAUAUAAGUUUAUCAAAGAAAGAUGGCCAUAUCACAUUCCCAGAAGCUAAAGUUGACCUAAGAGAUACGGAAAUUGAAUUACCAUCAGCUAAAGUGGAUAUUGAAGCGCCUGAGAUUGACGUUCCUGAAGUGGAAAUUGAACCUCCUAAGAGUGAAGUUCAACCAGGGGGUGUUGAAGUAUCUCCAUCAAAAUUCAAACUGCCAACAAUGAAACUACCCAAAUUUUCAUUUAGAAAGCAAAGUAGCCAAGAGACGGAUGUUGAGGUUGGUCUCCCGGAUGUUGAUGUUUCUAUUCCAGAAGGAAGUUUGGAGAUGACUCAACCACAAGUGGAAUUUCCACCACCAGAAGGUGAUGUCAAUAUAGGUGGCCAGGAGAGCAAGUUUAAAAUGCCAAAGUUUGGCAUUUCUAUGCCAAAAAUAAAAAGUCCUGAUAUUGACAUAAGUUGGUCAAAGACGGAUAGAGAUAUUACAUGCCCAGAAGCUGAAGUCCCUGAUAUCGACAUUAAACUACCAUCAGCCAAAAUUGAUAUUGAAGCGACUAAUAUUGAAGUUCAACCAGGUGAUGUUGAAGGAUCGCCAUCAAAAUUCAAACUGCCAACCAUGAAAUUACCAAAAUUGUCAUUUGGAAAGCAAAGUAGCAAAGAAUUUGACAUUGAUGUUGGUCUCCCAGAUGUUGAUGUUACUAUUCCAGAAGGAAGUUUGGAGAUCACGCAACCACAAAUGGAGUUUCACCCACCAGAAGUUGAUGUCAAAAUAAGUGGCAGGGAGAGCCAGUUUAAAAUGCCAAAGUUUGGCAUUUCUAUUCCAAAGAUAAAAAGUCCUGAUAUUGAUAUAAGUUUAUCUAAGAAAGAUGGCCAUAUAACAUUCCCAGAAGCUAAAGUUGACCCAAGGGAUACGGAAAUUGAAAUACCAUCAGCUAAAGUGGAUAUUGAAGCGCCUGAGAUUGACGUUCCUGAAGUGGAAAUUGAAGCUCCUAAGAUUGAAUUUAAACCAGGUAGUGUUGAAGUAUCUCCAUCAAAAUUCAAACUGCCAACAAUGAAAUUACCCAAAUUCUCAUUUAGAAAGCAAAGUAGCCAAGAGACAGACGUUGAGGUUAUACUCCCAGAUGUUGAUGUUUCUGUUCCAGAAGGAAGUUUGGAGAUCACACAACCAAAUGUGGAGUUUCAACCACCAGAAGGUGAUGUCAAAAUAGGUGACCAGGAGAGCAGGUUUAAAAUGCCAAAGUUUGGCAUUUCCAUUCCAAAAAUAAAAAGUCCCGACAUUGAUAUAGGUUUAUCAAAGAAAGAUGGCCAUAUCACAUUCCCAGAAGCUAAAGUUGACCUAAGAGAUACGGAAAUUGAAUUACCGACAGCUAAAGUGGAUAUUGAAGCGCCUGAGAUUGACGUUCCUGAAGUGGAAAUUGAAGCUCCUAAGAUUGAAGUUCAACUAGGGGGUGUUGAAGUAUCUCCAUCAAAAUUCAAACUGCCAACAAUGAAACUACCCAAAUUUUCAUUUAGAAAGCAAAGUAGCCAAGAGACAGAUGUUGAGGUUGGUCUCCCGGAUGUUGAUGUUUCUAUUCCAGAAGGAAGUUUGGAGAUGACUCAACCACAAGUGGAGUUUCCACCACCAGAAGGUGAUGUCAGUAUAAGUGGCCAGGAGAGCAAGUUUAAAAUGCCAAAGUUUGGCAUUUCUAUGCCAAAAAUAAAAAGUCCUGACAUUGACAUAAGUUGGUCAAAGACGGAUAGAGAUAUUACAUUCCCAGAAGCUGAAGUCCCUGAUAGCGACAUUAAACUACCAUCAGCCAAAAUUGAUAUUGAAGCGACUAAUAUUGAAGUUCAACCAGGUGAUGUUGAAGGAUCUCCAUCAAAAUUCAAACUGCCAACGAUGAAAUUACCAAAAUUGUCAUUUGGAACGCAAAGUAGCAAAGAAUUUGACGUUGACGUUGGUCUCCCAGAUGUUGAUGUUAAUAUUCCAGAAGGAAGUUUGGAGAUCACGCAACCACAAAUGGAGUUUCGCCCACCAGAAGUUGAUGUCAAAAUAAGUGGCAGGGAGAGCAAGUUUAAAAUGCCAAAGUUUGGCAUUUCUAUUCCAAAGAUAAAAAGUCCUGAUAUUGAUAUAAGUUUAUCUAAGAAAGAUGGCCAUAUACCAUUCCCAGAAGCUAAAGUUGACCUAAGGGAUACGGAAAUUGAAUUACCAUCAGCUACAGUGGAUAUUGAAGCGCCUGAGAUUGACGUUCCUGAAGUGGAAAUUGAAGCUCCUAAGAUUGAAGUUAAACCAGGUAGUGUUGAAGUAUCUCCAUCAAAAUUCAAACUGCCAACAAUGAAAUUACCCAAAUUCUCAUUUAGAAAGCAAAGUAGCCAAGAGACAGACGUUGAGGUUAUACUCCCAGAUGUUGAUGUUUCUGUUCCAGAAGGAAGUCUGGAGAUCACACAACCAAAUGUGGAGUUUCAACCACCAGAAGUUGAUGUCAAAAUAGGUGACCAGGAGAGCAGGUUUAAAAUGCCAAAGUUUGGCAUUUCCAUUCCAAAAAUAAAAAGUCCCGACAUUGAUAUAGGUUUAUCAAAGAAAGAUGGCCAUAUCACACUCCCAGAAGCUAAAGUUGACCUAAGAGAUACGGAAAUUGAAUUACCAUCAGCUAAAGUGGAUAUUGAAGCGCCUGAGAUUGACGUUCCUGAAGUGGAAAUUGAAGCUCCAAAGAUUGAAGUUCAACCAGGGGGUGUUGAAGUAUCUCCAUCAAAAUUCAAACUGCCAACAAUGAAACUACCCAAAUUUUCAUUUAGAAAGCAAAGUAGCCAAGAGACGGAUGUUGAGGUUGGUCUCCCGAAUGUUGAUGUUUCUAUUCCAGAAGGAAGUUUGGAGAUGACUCAACCACAAGUGGAGUUUCCACCACCAGAAGGUGAUGUCAAUAUAGGUGGCCAGGAGAGCAAGUUUAAAAUGCCAAAGUUUGGCAUUUCUAUGCCAAAAAUAAAAAGUCCUGACAUUGAUAUAAGUUUGUCAAAGAAGAACAGAGAUAUUAACUUCCCAGAAGCUGAAGUCGGCGAUAUUGACAUUAAACUACAAUCAGUCAAAUUUGAUAUUGAAAAGACUGAUGUUGAAGUUCAACCAGGUGAUGUUGAAGGGUCUCCAUCAAAAUUCAAACCGCCAUCAAUGAAUUUACCCAAAUUGUCAUUUGGAAAGCAAAGUAGCAAAGAGUUUGAAAUUGAUCUUGCUCUCCCAGAUGUUGAUGUUUCUAUUCCAGAAGGAAGUUUGGAGAUCACGCAACCACAAGUAGAGUUUCACCCACCAGAAGUUGAUGUCAAAGUAGGUGGCCAGGAGAGCAAAUUUAAAAUGCCAAAGUUUGGCAUUUCCAUGCCAAAAAUAAAAAGUCCUGACAUUGAUAUAAGCUUAUCAACAAAAGAUGGAGACAUUACACGCCCAAAAACUGAAGUUGAGCUCAGAGAUAUUGAAAUUAAAUUACCAUCAGCUAAAGUGGAUAUUGAAGAGGCUAAAAUUGAUGUUCCUGACGUGGAAAUUGAAGCUCCUAAGAUUGAAGUUCAAUCAGGUGGUGUUGAAGUAUCUCCAUCAAAAUUUAAACUGCCAACAAUGAAAUUACCCAUAUUCUCAUUUCGAAAGCAAAGUAGCAAAGAGACAGACGUUGAGGUUGGUCUCCCAGAUGUUGAUUUUUCUAUUCCAGAAGGAAGUUUGGAGAUCACGCAACCACAAGUAGAGUUUCAUCCACCAGAAGUUGAUGUCAAAGUAGGUGGCCAGGAGAGCAAAUUUAAAAUGCCAGAGUUUGGUAUGUCUAUGCCAAAAAUAAAAAGUCCUGACAUUGAUAUAAGUUUAUCAAAGAAGGACAGAGAUAUUACCUUUCCAGAAGCUGAAGUCGCCGAUAUUGACAUUAAACUACCAUCAGCCAAAGUUGAUAUUGAAACGACUAAUGUUGAAGUUCAACCAGGUGAUGUUGAAGGGUCUCCAUCAAAAUUCAAACUGCCAACGAUGAAGUUACCCAAAUUGACAUUCGGAAAGCAAAGUAGCAAAGAGUUUGACGUUGGCGUUGGUCUCACAGAUGUUGAUGUUUCUAUCCCAGAAGGAAGUUUGGAGAUCACACAACCUCAAGUAGAGUUUCACCCACCAGAAGUUGAUGUAAAAGUAGGUGGCCAGGAGAGCAAGUUUAAAAUGCCAAAGUUUGGCAUUUCAAUGCCAAAAAUAAAAAGUCCUGACAUUGACAUAAGCUUAUCUACGAAAGAUGGAGGUAUCACACUCACAGAAGCUGAAGUUGACCUUAGAGAUACGGAAAUUAAAUUACCAUCAGCUAAAGUGGAUAUUGAAGCGCCUGUGAUUGACGUUCCUGAAGUGGAAAUUGAAGGACCUAAAAUUGAAAUUCUACCAGGUGAUGUUAAAGUUUCUCCAUCAAAAUUUAAACUUCCAACAAUGAAAUUACCCAAAUUGUCAUUUAAAAAGCAAAGUAACAAAGAGUUUGACGUUGACGUUGGUCUCUCAGAUGUCGAUGUUUCUAUUCCAGAAGGAAAUUUGGAGAUCACGCAACCACAAGUAGAGUUUCACCCACCAGAAGUUGAUGUCAAAGUAGGUGGCCAGGAGAGCAAGUUUAAAAUGCCAAAGUUUGGCAUUUCCAUGCCAAAAAUAAAAAGUCCUGACAUUGAUAUAAGCUUAUCAAAGAAAGAUGGAGAUAUCACACUUCCAGAAGCUGAAGUUGACCUUAGAGAUACGGAAAUUACACUACCAUCAGCUAAAGUGGAUAUUGAAGCGCCUGAGAUUGACGUUCCUGAAGUAGAAAUUGAAGGACCUAAGAUUGAAGUUCAACCAGGUGAUAUUAAAGUAUCUCCAUCAAAAUUUAAACUUCCAACUAUGAAAUUACCCAAAUUGUCAUUUGGAAAGCAAAGUAACAAAGAGUUUGACGUUGACGUUGGUCUCCCAGAAGUUGAUGUUCCUAUGCCAGAAGGAAGUUUGGAGAUCACGCAACCACAAGUAGAGUUUCACCCACCAGAAGUUGAUGUCAAAGUAGGUGGCCAGGAAAGCAAGUUUAAAAUGCCAAAGUUUGGCAUUUCCAUGCCAAAAAUAAAAAGUCCUGACAUUGAUAUAAGCUUAUCAACGAAAGAUGGAGAGAUCACACUCCCAGAAGCUAAAGUUGACCUCAGAGAUACGGAAAUUAAAUUACCAUCAGCUAAAGUGAAUAUUGAAGCGCCUGAGAUUGAUGUUCCUGAAGUGGAAAUUGAAGGCCCUAAGAUUGAAGUUCAACCAGGUGAUAUUAAAGUAUCUCCAUCAAAAUUCAAACUGCCAACAAUGGAAUUGCCCAAAUUGUCAUUUGGAAAGCAAAGUAGCAAAGAGUUUGACGUUGGCGUUGGUCUCCCAGAUGUUGAUGUUUCUAUUCCAGAAGGAAGUUUGGAGAUCACGCAACCACAAGUAGAGUUUCACCCACCAGAAGUUGAUGUCAAAGUAGGUGGCCAGGAGAGCAAGUUUAAAAUGCCAAAGUUUGGCAUUUCCAUGCCAAAAAUAAAAAGUCCUGACAUUGAUAUAAGCUUAUCAAAGAAAGAUGGAGAUAUCACACUUCCAGAAGCUGAAGUUGACCUUAGAGAUAUAGAAAUUAAACUACCAUCAGCUAAAGUGGAUUUUGAAGUGCCUGACAUUGACGUUCCUGAAGUGGAAAUUGAAGGACCUAAAAUUGAAAUUCUACCAGGUGAUGUUAAAGUUUCUCCAUCAAAAUUUAAACUUCCAACAAUGAAAUUACCCAAAUUGUCAUUUAAAAAGCAAAGUAGCAAAGAGUUUGACGUUGACGUUGGUCUCUCAGAUGUCGAUGUUUCUAUUCCAGAAGGAAGUUUGGAGAUCACGCAACCACAAGUAGAGUUUCACCCACCAGAAGUUGAUGUCAAAGUAGGUGGCCAGGAGAGCAAGUUUAAAAUGCCAAAGUUUGGCAUUUCCAUGCCAAAAAUAAAAAGUCCUGACAUUGAUAUAAGCUUAUCAAAGAAAGAUGGAGAUAUCACACUUCCAGAAGCUGAAGUUGACCUUAGAGAUACGGAAAUUACACUACCAUCAGCUAAAGUGGAUAUUGAAGCGCCUGAGAUUGACGUUCCUGAAGUAGAAAUUGAAGGACCUAAGAUUGAAGUUCAACCAGGUGAUAUUAAAGUAUCUCCAUCAAAAUUUAAACUUCCAACAAUGAAAUUACCCAAAUUGUCAUUUGGAAAGCAAAGUAACAAAGAGUUUGACGUUGACGUUGGUCUCCCAGAUGUUGAUGUUUCUAUCCCAGAAGGAAGUUUGGAGAUCACGCAACCACAAGUAGAGUUUCACCCACCAGAAGUUGAUGUCAAAGUAGGUGGCCAGGAAAGCAAGUUUAAAAUGCCAAAGUUUGGCAUUUCCAUGCCAAAAAUAAAAAGUCCUGACUUUGAUACAAGCUUAUCAACGAAGGAUGGAGAUAUCACACUCCCAGAAGCUGAAUAUGACCUAAGUGAUAUCGAAAUUAAACAACCAUCACCUACAGUGGAAUUUGCAUCUCCAAAAGUUGACGUUCAAAUAAGUCAUGUUGAAAGUUCGUUAUCAAAAUGUAAAUCCCCAUCUUUUACAUUACCUAAAUUCGGAGGCUCGCUAUCAAAGAUUAGUGUUGAAGCACCUGGUGUGAGCAAAGAUCUUGAAAUUGAUGUCAAACAUGUAGAAAUAUCUGAAGACGAUGCUACAGUCGUUGUUAUAGCACCCAGCACUGAUAUUGAAGGCAUGUCUACACAAGGGGAAUCAGAAGGAUCCAGACACAAGUCAGAUGUUGAUUCUGUAAUCAAAUUAGAGGUCAAAUUAGACUCAUCUCAAGCCAGAGUAACGGAUUCUCAAAGUGUCAACACUGAGAUUGAUGAUGUUAGCCCCACCUCUCCAAGUAAAUUCAAACUUCCAACAUUUAAAAUGCCAAAGAUGGCUUUUUCAAGACAAAAGCCAGAAGGAGAAUGUGUUUCCUUAGACACAGAUGAUAAAGACAAUCAACUAGAGAUGAAAGCUGAACUGAAUGGGCACAGUAAAUCCCCACAAGCCACUCCAACACUACUUGGUGGUAUACUAAAGAAUUUUGAAGUUGAAUUUGAUGUUGCAAAAAUAGAAAAAAAGUAUGAACAUCAAGUCGCAUCAAGGCAGGUUCAAGAAGAAGAAAAACUGCAAGGACUACAAACUACAACAAGUCCUGAGAAGACAGGGUGGUUUAGAUUUCCAACAUUUGGGCUCUCCUCACCUUUGGAACCUGCCAAAACUCCUCAAAAAGACCAGAAGGAUCAGAUGAGCCCAACAGGAGAACAAGAAGAAAUUAGCCACACCUCUUCUGUCCUAUCGUCCAACGUCUUUGCUGAUAUCAGCUCAACGAUGACUAGUGAGCAUGUUGUCAUGUCCUCAUCAUCCCCAACCAAGGUCACAGUCAAAUAUUCUGAUCCCAAUUUCUCUCCUGAUUUCGAAGAGAUGCACGAUAACAUCCUUACUUCCACCACAAGGUCAGAGCUGAUAAGGAUUGAGCCAAACUUACCAGAAAAAAUCACCAUCUCGUCAUCUGAGUUCUCGUCGUCAUCUGAAGAAACAGUGAGACUGCCAUCGGGAAAAAUACACGUCUUUACCUCAAAUAUACAUGCAUCCCCAGAAGCACAGCGGACCAAGCUUCUUUCCACUGUCCAAACAGCCGGGGAGACCAGCCAGGCUUCUUCGUGGACUGUCGAGAGUUCUCAGAGUAGCACGAGAACUGUAUCACAGAAAAGAAUAAUUCGGGAAACGUCGCAUGAAAGCAAAGAGACGGUCGUUAUUACUAAACAAAUCACAAAAACAUUUGACCCGAAAGAGCUCUUCACUGACGAAACUGCUUCAUCCGUCCAGAGACUCAGAGACUCUGUUCACUCUGAGAAAAUAAGAUUUUUUGACAGUCUUGAGAAGUGAAAUACUUUCAUGAAAAGUGCAAGUGUGGAGCUGCUUAUAUAAAAUGUCCUGGGCCCAGUUACAAAUAAUAACAGAGAGAACAAUUGUGGCGAGAAUGUUUAAUUGAGGGCAGGUAUUAACUUUCACUUUAGCCGCAUGUUUUUUUGUCUAGAGAAAGACAAAAGUAAUGUUGUCCACAAAGAAAAUGUGACACAAAUGUUAAUAAGCUAUGUAUCUAAGAGUCUUAUGACAGUGCCUCCCCAAAUAUGCUUAAACGUGGUACAGAAAACGUGUAAACGUUUAAGUAUCGCAGUUGAGUUCGAACAUUAUGGGGUGUAUACCAAUGGUGCAUCAUUUUGGGAAGUUAAACAAUGGCAAAAAUUAAUGUGUAUGAUGAUUUCUAAAAGAAGAUCAUAGAGACUACAACAGUGCAGUGUAUGGCAUCAAAAAUGUGUGUAUGUUUGUGUGUCUGCUGAGGUGUUCUUGUGGCUGCCGUUCAAUUGUGAAGGAAACAAUAUCUGAAAAAAGUUAGGAUGACAAAAAGUGUACCACUGUAACUAUAUUUUUUAUUAAUAGAUUUGCUUAAAGCCUAAUUUGCUACAGUAAACAACUAUCAGCAGUACAUUCUCAUUCAGUGUAAAUGAUGACUAAGCUAGUGCCUGUGUAAAUAGCUUUUAAUGACCUCUGGAGCAUCGCCGCAUCAUUUGUAUCCAGACGAUUUCAUGUGCUUUAACGCCAAAUGUUCGCAAGACAUGCACAAUAAAGACAUAAUAUAACAAGCCAAUCAAUGUCUGUGAUUGAUGACUUACCAGAGAUUCUUGAACAUCUGAUAAGCUUUAAGGUCAGGGCUCCAGUCAUGCUCUACCACAGCAAACCCCUCCAAGCAUGCCUUUAUGGGACCUACCAGCAGGCACAAGACAUUGAAACAAUGUUGAUUAUAUGUACAUGUCCUUUAAAACUGACUUGGAAACAACGUUGCAAAAUAGUUGUAUUUGUAAAUUGAGACAAUGUCUGUGUCUAACGUUGGAUUCAUGUUGUUGGUUUGGAAAUUACUAAAUUUCAAUGGUCAAAUCAACGUCGCAACCUGACAUUGAAUAAAAGCAUGUUGUUUCAAAGUUGUAUUUGUGUUGUAGAACAUCAGUUGGGAAAUGACCACACUUCAAUGGUGAAAUCAACAUCAGAACCCAACAUUGAAUGAACGUCAAAUAGCGUGUUUCAACGUUGUAUUUGUGUUGUAGAAUAUUGGUUGGGAGACGACCAAAUUUCAAUGGUCAAUUCAACACCACAACCUGACAUUGAACAUGACUUGACUUGACUUUAUUAAUUCAUGCUUGCA
Molecule: messenger RNA, 20353 nt
Organism: Nerophis ophidion (straightnose pipefish)
Lineage: Eukaryota; Metazoa; Chordata; Actinopteri; Syngnathiformes; Syngnathidae
Product: neuroblast differentiation-associated protein AHNAK-like
Exons: 7
Coding region: 175-19038 (6287 amino acids)
Biological process (GO): regulation of RNA splicing; peripheral nervous system myelin maintenance
Cellular component (GO): cytoplasm; nucleus
Molecular function (GO): protein binding
Source: RefSeq, a predicted model, not a curated record